Hippoglossus stenolepis (Pacific halibut) is the source of this 2830-nucleotide messenger RNA. RefSeq names its product transmembrane prolyl 4-hydroxylase. The transcript is spliced from 9 exons. Bases 368 to 1906 code for a protein of 512 amino acids. Gene Ontology annotation, biological process: peptidyl-proline hydroxylation to 4-hydroxy-L-proline. Gene Ontology annotation, cellular component: endoplasmic reticulum. Gene Ontology annotation, molecular function: L-ascorbic acid binding; procollagen-proline 4-dioxygenase activity; iron ion binding. The record is from RefSeq and is a predicted model, not a curated record. NCBI's taxonomy places the organism in Eukaryota, Metazoa, Chordata, Actinopteri, Pleuronectiformes, Pleuronectidae.
CUUCCCCCUCUUGUUGUUAGCAUGGCGUGUUGUUAGCUAUGGUUGUUAGGCAGGUUGUCAGGGGCAGCGCUACUGCCCAGUGAGCUAACAGGAGAUUAAGGGACUUUAGAUAAUGAUGACACAUUCAUUCAUAAAAGGAACGGACCGGUGCCGUACCCGUUUCUCCCCCCGGGCCUGGUUUGUUUCUGUGGGUAAAAGCAGGAUCCACAGCGUCGGUGUUUAUCGAAACAGUCGGAGGUGUGUGGUGGGGUUGGACCCGUAAGCUAGCUAGCUUUGUUAGCGUUAUCGCAGCUAGGCGUAAAGGGACGUGACCCAGUAAAUAGACACCCCCAGGUUUCCAUUGUGAUUUAUUAGCAAUCGUUUGAAAAUGCAAGAGAUUGAAGAAGAUAUGUUGGAAGAGGAGGAGGAGGAGGAGGAGGAGGGGGAGUCCGACGGCAGCGAGAAUCCAUCAUUGCUCCCCUUCAAACCCCCCUCACGCGCCACUCGACUGCACAUCGAGAGAAGCAGUGUCUGCUCUCGGGCUUAUUUCGUCGUGGUCAUGGUCUUCUUCCAUGUGUACAUCCUGAAUGUCAUCGCCCUGCUGCUCUACGUGCACUACAACAACGGCCCCGGGGAUCUCGUGAGCGGCGCCGGGACCCCCUCGGCAUCAGUAGGCGGGGGUGGCAGCUCCCUGCCCCAUCCUGCCCCGGCUCCCACAGAGCUGCAUGUGCAGGACCACAGUCAAAGUUUCAGUCUGCCUCGCAUCGAGGGAAUACGGGUUGGACAUGUUCAGCAGGUAUCCCUUGUCCCACACAGUUCGCAUGAGAUGAGGACACUGAGCUUAAAACCUCUGUUAUUUGAGAUCCCUGGCUUCCUGUCAGAGGAGGAAUGCCGUGUGGUGGUGCAACUGGCUCAGCUCAAGGGUCUGAUGGAGAGCCAGACACCGUCACCAGGCCAGGGACAAGAGGAGUCCAACCAGCCACUACUUUCUAUCAGCACAGAGGAGGUCUUCAGUCUGUUGGACCUAAACCAGGACAGGCUGCUGCAGAAGCAGGAGAUUGUGAGUCACUCACGUUCUCGAGAUGGAACAUGGUUGAGCCCAGACAACCUACGACAGAUACUCACUGGCCUGGAAGCUCGUCCAGCAGGGUUGCUGACAUUGGAGGACUUUAGGCGUGUUUAUGAUAUGUCACAACGUCCAGGACAACAGCAAAAUGGAAAGCUCCGGAGUCAGUUCAAACAGAGAAACAAACAUACGUGGCUUUAUCAAGGUCUGGGAUCCCACCAUGUGCUGCAAACACUCAGGAACAGAUUAAUCAGUCUGACACGUCUACCCCCUGCGCUGGUUGAACUGACUGAGCCACUGCAGGUGAUUCGCUAUGAGCACGGAGACUUCAGUAAUGCCCACCAUGACAGCAGCCGUUCUCAUUCAGACACAACAUGUGCACACACGCGACUGGCAGGAAACACAUCUGCCCUCACAGAGGUCUCCUGCAGGUAUCUUACUGUGUCGUUCUACCUCAGCUCUUUAGAGGAAGGUGGUGAGACCUCCUUUCCCGUGGCAGACAAUCGUACCUAUGACGAACAGGCACUGGGCCAGGAUGGAGUUGAUUUGACAGACACCCAGGAGACAUGUGGCAGAGGGAACCUGAGAAUAAAACCAACUGCUGGGACAGCGCUCCUCUGGUACAACCAUCUCUCUGAUGGGAGAGGUUGGAUGGGCGACUUAGAUGAGUAUUCUCUGCACGGCGACUGCCCGGUCAGGCGUGGGGUGAAGUGGGUGGCCAACAGCUGGGUAAAUGUGGACCCAGAUCAUCAGAUGCAGGUCCGCUACCAGAGACUAGUUGCUCAGAGGCACACAGCUAAGUCGACCCGGGAGGAGCAUUACCAACCUCUCUCACACAGUGACCUCCACCAGGAUCUAUAGCCGGCCCUUUUUAAUUAUAACACAAUGCAACGCAUCAUCAAAACUGAGUCAUUGUUGCAUCUAUGAAGCUGGUGAGUCCUGACGACCUUUCUACAACAUCAGAGGAAGUUGUAGUUGAAAUGGAAAUUGCACAACAUAACAUCCUGGACAUUUUCUUUAAAUCUGUCUUUAAUUUUGAUACAGAUUUAUGUCUGUCAGAUGCAAUGGUUUCCUCGCAUUUUAUUUAUAAUACAUUACUAGAAGAUAUACAUGAGUAUGAAUGCUAUUCUCUAUUUAAUUGAGCCUUAAAUAUAAUAUCACUCCCUCAAUUUAGUAUAACAGAUAUCUGUGGUUACGGAUUGGAGAGUUGGAAAAGAUGCAAUCAGUCAUUAUGUAAAAGAUGAACCUUCUUACCUGCCUUCCAUUUUAUUUUUACGAGGCAUCUGACCCCGUUGCAAGUCAGCAUUAUUUAUUGUUAUAGAGUUAUAAGCUGUUGUCACAAGCCAUAUCAGUAUAGUCAUCGAUGAAUGUUUUCCUUAGGGAUAUUAUUUGUGAGAUUAUGUUUGAUUGUUCUGUUCUUGGGCUUUUUAUCAUGAAUUGUUAUUUAAUGACUUUGCCACAUCAAGUGCAAAUGCAGGACUGUUCCAAACUGGACAGACAGAUCAGUUGUCACACUAGCUGUCGGAGGCCAGUCCUUCAGGUAUAAUUCAAACUAAGGUCUUUAAUAUUUAAACUCUUGUGGUUCUUAUCCUCACAACUCAAACAAACUUGUGUUUAUUUAUAUUUAUUAUUUAAUUUUAAGUAUUUAUUUGAGUGUUAUUUAUUACCACCUCUUGUUGAUUUUUAAUUAAAGGGAGGAAUAUUUAUUACAGUUUGAUGUUGCACUGAGUUUGUCACUGUAUUUGUUCUAUGUUAUGAAAUAUAUAAAGCAGUGUUUUAAUAGCG